Molecule: messenger RNA, 385 nt
Organism: Blepharisma stoltei
Lineage: Eukaryota; Ciliophora; Heterotrichea; Heterotrichida; Blepharismidae
Source: the annotation of a GenBank genome assembly
AUGGCUGCGCAACUUGCACAGAUGACACUACUUGCGGGUCUUGCACUUCAGAAAGCGACGCAGUAUCUUCAACUUCUCCAAACACUUGCUCAGCUAAAUGUACAGAAAGAAUUAGCAUUUGCGUUAUUAAGGACUAAUUUUAUAUUUUAAUACAUAAUUUUUAGAAGGCAAUGCACAGUUGGCUCGAGCGGCUGCGCAACUUGCACAGAUGACACUACUUGCGGGUCUUGCACUUCAGAAAGCGACGCAGUAUCUUCAACUUCUCCAAAUACUUGUUCACCUAAAUGUACAGCUGGCUCAAAUGGCUGCGCAACUUGCACAGAUGACACUACUUGUGCGUCUUGCACUUCAGAAAGCGAUGCAGUAUCCGGAAACAAAUGUGUAG